Messenger RNA from Melanotaenia boesemani (Boeseman's rainbowfish), 1294 nucleotides. It is a transcript of the gene mipb, whose product is annotated as major intrinsic protein of lens fiber b. Gene Ontology annotation, cellular component: plasma membrane. Gene Ontology annotation, molecular function: water channel activity. Gene Ontology annotation, biological process: transmembrane transport. The record is from RefSeq and is a predicted model, not a curated record. Lineage: Eukaryota; Metazoa; Chordata; Actinopteri; Atheriniformes; Melanotaeniidae. Bases 154 to 945 code for a protein of 263 amino acids. The transcript is spliced from 4 exons.
UCAGCUGUGGUAGCUGACAGCAAAAGGGAGAUCCUUUUUUUUAUUAUUAUUAUUGCCUUUUGAAGAGGACUGAAAAGGUAAACACUUACCUUUGCCACCUCAUUUUUUCCCAAGAAUCUUCUUCAUCUGGUGGAGAGCCUCAAGUGAACAAUCAUGUGGGAGUUCCGGUCUAUGAAUUUUUGGCGGGCAGUCUUUGCAGAGUUCUUCGGGACUAUGUUCUUCGUAUUUUUUGGCAUGGGCGCUGCCCUGCGCUGGACCACCGGGCCUCAUCAUGUCCUGCAUGUGGCCCUGUGCUUUGGAUUGGCAGCUGCCACUCUCAUCCAGUCCAUUGGCCACAUUAGUGGCGGCCACAUCAACCCUGCCGUCACUUUUGCCUACCUUGUUGGGUCACAGAUGUCGUUUUUCCGCGCCAUUUUCUACAUUUUUGCUCAGUGCCUGGGUGCUGUAGCUGGAGCUGCUGUGCUGUACGGGGUCACACCUGGCAACAUGAGGGGCAACAUGGCUAUGAACAUGCUACAGCCUGGCAUGAGCCUGGGAAUGGCCACCACAGUGGAGGUUUUCCUCACCAUGCAACUUGUCAUCUGCAUUUUUGCUGUGACUGAUGAGAGAAGGAACGGUCGUCUUGGAUCUGCUGCCCUCUCCAUUGGCUUCUCCGUCACCAUCGGUCAUCUCAUGGGGAUGUACUAUACCGGUGCUGGAAUGAACCCUGCUAGGUCCUUUGCCCCUGCUGUGAUCUUCAGAAACUUUAUCAACCACUGGGUGUACUGGGUCGGGCCUAUGAUAGGAGGUGCCAUGGGUGCCCUCCUGUAUGAUUUCAUGCUGUUCCCCCGCAUGAGGGGUCUGUCUGAGCGACUGGCUACACUGAAGGGCAGUCGGCCUCCAGAGAGCGAGACCCAACAAGAUACCCGUGGGGAGCCAAUCGAGCUCAAGACGCAAGCCCUAUAAACCUGCUCCUGCCCUACUUCUCUGACUGGGGCCAAAGGAUGAGGGAGAAGAACCCCACCUCAGCCGCCCCCACCCCAUGCUUUUACAUACACCAUCGCACAAAAACUAACCCAAAUACUCAAAUGUAGACUAACAAGUAAUAAUAUUCUAAGGUUUUUAAGGUUUACCACCUUCAACCUCAAAACACAACAAGACUCCUCUACCCCCAGUCAUCACUUUGUAUUCCUAACUGGACACUUUUUUUUUUUUUUUUUACAUAAAUGGCGACCAAAGCCUGAACCAGUAGCCGUCUCAUGUCUCCCUCCCCGCUUGCUUCCUCCUCCCAGCCAGACAUUUGUCUGCUAUGCAG